Molecule: messenger RNA, 696 nt
Organism: Prunus mume (Japanese apricot)
Lineage: Eukaryota; Viridiplantae; Streptophyta; Magnoliopsida; Rosales; Rosaceae
Product: large ribosomal subunit protein P2B-like
Biological process (GO): cytoplasmic translational elongation
Cellular component (GO): cytosolic large ribosomal subunit; ribosome
Molecular function (GO): structural constituent of ribosome
Source: RefSeq, a predicted model, not a curated record
AUCGAUGUACAGGUUUUAACCUAAUCUCGCGUGUUCUUAUUUCCCCUCAAACUCUGUUUCGGCCGCCACUCUCUUGUUUCCGUCUCACGCUCAGUCGUCAUUGCUCUCAUCUGCCAUUGAGGCUUUGCUGCAGAAGCUCUCUUUAUUCAGUCUUGGACGAGAUGAAGGUGGUCGCUGCAUAUUUGCUCGCUGUUUUGGGAGGGAAGACCAGCCCCUCAGCUGCUGAUUUGAAGGACAUUCUCGGAUCAGUUGGAGCUGAGGCCGAUGGUGACAGGAUUGAGUUGCUGUUGUCUGAAGUCAAGGGCAAAGAUAUUACAGAACUAAUUGCUUCUGGAAGGGAGAAGUUGGCGUCUGUUCCAUCUGGUGGUGGUGCAGUUGCUUAUUCAGCACCUGCGGCUGAUGCUGGUGCUGCAGCUCCUGCCGCUGCUGAGCAGAAGAAGGAAGAGAAGGUCGAAGAGAAGGAAGACACAGAUGAUGAUAUGGGAUUCAGCCUUUUCGACUAAGAGACUUUCAUCUGGUGCUUUGCCUGUAUCAGAACUUCUCAUUUUCAUUAAUACUUUCAUAUCGGUGUUAUGUUAUUAAGUUUCCAUUUUGUAGUUGGAUUCUCAAAAAAUUUUGGUUAGAUAUGCAAGGGAUCAAAGAGAUUGCGUCAGAUAAUUUUUGAAUUUUAUCUAUUUGAGUUGAAUUAUGGUUGCU